CAAGUUUAAGAAAAAUCAUCAUGUCGAAUCUGAUACAAGUUGACAACCAAUUGAAAUUGAAAGCAAAUAUCGAUAUUAUAGUAACAGAAAUAGGCAAGAAGAAGUCCAUCAGGAAGAGAUACCCUCUGAGAGGAUUUUAUGGAAACGACACCCUUUUGAUAUAUGGAUCUUCCGAUUACGUUUUGGAAACGGACAUCGAAGAUAUGAAGAAAAUGUUUCCAAAACUGCAAGUCGUUCAUAUGAAAGAAUGCAGUCAUUGGAUUCAUAUGGACAAACCGGACGAACUGAUGCAAAUUAUCGUGCAACAUCUCUCGAAGAAUUGUUCUUCCUAGACAAUGCAUGCUGUAAUUUUUGAUACAUUGUAAAAGUAUAGAAAACUUUGUUACAUAGUAUGUACUUAAGAGAAUUUUGUUCUGCGUGCUCAUUACUUGGUUUUGUAAAGGG
Messenger RNA from Centruroides sculpturatus (bark scorpion), 444 nucleotides. Its product is annotated as protein ABHD11-like. The transcript is spliced from 2 exons. The record is from RefSeq and is a predicted model, not a curated record. Lineage: Eukaryota; Metazoa; Arthropoda; Arachnida; Scorpiones; Buthidae. The coding region runs from base 21 to 332 and encodes 103 amino acids.